AGGCGAAGAUGGCGGCGGCGUGGGGCGCGCUGCAGCCGCGCUGAGCCCCGUCCGGCACGGCCCCGCCAUGAGCUGCUCGGAGGACGCGGCCAAGGAGCGGCUGCUGUGGAGCGUGAAGAAGGAGGUAAAACAGAUCAUGGAAGAAGCUGUCACCAGGAAAUUUGUGCAUGAAGACAGCAGUCACAUCAUCGCCUUGUGUGGUGUGGUAGAAGCAUGUCUUCUGCACAUGCUCAAACGGAGAGCCGCCGGCUUCCUACGGACUGAUAAGGUGGCUGCCCUCUUCACCAAAGUUGGCAAGACCUAUGCGAUAGCUGGGGACAUCUGCAAGAAGGUCCAGGAGCUGCAGCAGCAGGUGGAAAGCAGGAAAAAUCAGCCAACUGGCCAGGAGUCCCUCAAGAGGCAGAAUUCAGCCACAAGCAAAUCGCCUGUCCUGACACCUCAGGCUAUCAAACACAUCUGGGUCCGGACGGCGCUGAUCGAGAAAGUGCUGGACAAAAUUGUGCAGUACAUCGUAGACAACUGCAGCAAAUUUUAUGAGAAAGAAGCUCUAUUGGCAGAUCCUGUUUGUGGUCCAAUCCUUGCUUCUCUUCUAGUUGGACCCUGUGCUCUCGAAUAUACCAAGCUGAAAACAGCCGACCACUACUGGACUGACCCCUCAGCCGAUGAGCUGGUGCAGAGGCACCGCAUUCAUGGAGCACACGGCCGUCAGGACUCUCCCUCCAAACGCCCGGCGCUGGGAAUCCGGAAGCGGCACUCCAGCGGGAGCACGUCCGAGGACCGGUUUGCUGCUUCGGCAAGGGAGUACGUGGAGUCUUUGCACCAGAACUCGAGGACACACCUGCUGUAUGGGAAAAAUAACGUCCUCGUUCAGCCAAGAGAUGAUAUGGAGGCAAUUCCUGGGUAUCUCUCCCUGCAUCAGUCAGCAGAUAACUUGACUCUGAAAUGGACCCCGAACCAGCUUAUGAAUGGGACCCUAGGGGAUUCAGAACUCGAGAAAAGUGUUUACUGGGACUACGCCUUAAUCGUGCCAUUCAGUCAGAUCGUCUGCAUACACUGCCAUCAGCAACCAGAAAGUGGAGGGACAUUAGUGUUGGUGAGUCAGGAUGGGAUUCAGAGACCUCCGCUCCAUUUCCCGCAGGGAGGCCACCUCCUUGCUUUCCUCUCUUGCCUCGAAAAUGGCCUUCUGCCCCGAGGGCAACUAGAGCCACCGCUUUGGUCCCAACAGGGCAAGGGUAAAGUGUUUCCAAAGCUUCGGAAACGGAAUAGUAACAAGUCAGUGGAUCUAGAUGAAAUGCAAGAGGAGACUGCUACAGACUACGUCUUCAGAAUCGUCUACCCAGGACACAAGCAUGAGAACAUAACUAUUAACUACCACCACUUAGCUGCCAGCCGCUCUGCCUCUGUCGACGAUGACGAGGAGGAGGAAGAUAAGCUACACGCAAUGCUAUCAAUGAUCUGCUCUCGGAACCUCACAGCUCCUAAUAGGAUGAAAGACCCCAGCGACAUGAUAGAGAUGCAGGGAUUUAGUGCAAGCUUGUUGUCAUGGCAGCUGGAGCACUGUAGCCAAGGUUCCUCGUGUCUCUCCUGUUCGACAGGCAGCUCUCCUUAUGACCUCCCCAGCUGCUGCAACUGCAUACACGACAGAACGCCUUUAAAGAUGCUGUGUGAAAGCAUGAAGAGACAAAUUGUAUCCAGAGCCUUCUAUGGAUGGCUUGCCUACUGCCGUCAUUUGUCUACAGUGCGAACACAUCUGUCUGCUCUUGUGAACCACACCAUCAUCCCACCCGACAAACCAACCAGCGCCACAGGAGGCCUGACAAAAGAGGUCUGGAGCAAAUACCAGAAGGACAAGAAGAAUUACAAGGAGUUGGAAUUGCUGAGAAGAGUGUACUAUGGUGGGGUGCAGCACGAGAUCCGAAAGGAAGUGUGGCCCUUCUUACUAGGUCACUACAAAUUUGGCAUGACCAAGAAGGAUAUGGAUCGGGUGGAUGAAGACAUUGCUCUCCAGUAUCAGAAGGUCAUGGCGGAGUGGAAAGCCUGCGAGGUGAUAGUGAAGCAGCGGGAGAAGGAGUCGCACUGUGCCACCUUGGCUAAGUUUUCAUCGGGCAGCAGCAUUGACAGCCACGUCCAGCGACUGAUCCACAGGGACUCCACCAUCAGCAAUGACGUCUUCAUCUCUGUAGAUGAAAUGGACUCAGCAGAACCAGACUUAAAGGGCCAGGAUGACCCUUCUUUGACUGUGGUGAACAUGGAUACACCAACAGCAGUUGCUGCAGUAGAGCAGCAGUCGGUAGAAUUUGAUUCUCCUGACUCUGGGCUGCCUUCUUCUCGGAACUACUCUGUGGCUUCAGGAAUCCUCUCCAGCAUCGAUGACGGGCAGAGCAUCUGCUUUGAAGAUGGGGUAGAAGAAGAAACGAGCAUGGACUUGGAAAGAACAGAUGUGGACACAGUCCAUGCUCAGAAAGCCGGGUUGGUGGCCAUAGAGGCUCAGGAUUCCAUACCAGAGGAACAGCUGUGCUCGCAGCUGGAUUAUUUAACAUCUGGAGUGGAUCUUGCUGCUGUUUGUGCUGCGUCCUAUACAAUAGAAUUACUGGACACAGUUGCCUUAAAUCUGCAUAGAAUUGAUAAAGACGUCCAGCGGUGUGAUCGGAACUACUGGUAUUUUACUGCUGAUAACCUGGAGAAGCUCAGAAAUGUCAUGUGCAGUUAUGUUUGGGAGCACCUCGACGUUGGCUACGUUCAAGGCAUGUGCGAUCUCCUGGCUCCUCUCAUGGUCAUACUCGACAGCGAUCAGCUGGCAUACAGCUGCUUCAGCCACCUGAUGAAGAGAAUGAGCCAGAACUUCCCCAAUGGUGGUGCUAUGGACACGCACUUUGCCAACAUGCGAUCCCUAAUCCAGAUUUUGGACUCCGAGCUCUUUGAGCUGAUGCACCAGAACGGAGACUACACUCACUUCUACUUCUGCUAUCGCUGGUUCCUGCUUGAUUUUAAGAGAGAAUUGUUGUACGAGGAUGUAUUUACAGUGUGGGAAGUUAUUUGGGCAGCAAAGCACAUCUCUUCAGAACAUUUUGUCCUUUUCAUUGCCUUAGCACUGGUGGAGGUCUAUCGAGAGAUUAUCCGUGAUAACAACAUGGACUUCACUGAUAUCAUCAAGUUUUUUAAUGAAAUGGCCGAGCAUCACAAUGCCCAGGAAAUCCUCAAGAUCGCGAGAGACCUUGUCUACAAAGUGCAAACGCUGAUAGAGAACAAGUGACGGCAGCUGUGGAGAGAACGGUCAUGGAGCUGCCAUGGGCCUGUGCAAACUGUGCGAUGAAGCUGUUCUUUGCACACACUUCAAACAACGUUUUAAUUGCAUCUUCCAUGUAAUGUAUAAGUAUUCCAGAGGUCUGUAAGAGAGACAUUUAAAGCCAAUUUCCCCCAGAGAUGAGGUUGGCUUGAUUGUCCUUGUUGCUCUCACGUUGUAUUUUAAGGGAAAAAUCUUUUUUCAUUCUGCCCUUUUCUUAGGCUCUAGAAGUGUCCAUCUCUGUGUUUGAGCUAUUGAGGGGAUUUUGUUUGUGGGAGGCUUUGUAUUUAUUGACCUCAUACUUCUGUAAUGCCCUGGGAAUCAGUUGUGUUCACCCAAAGUCUCCUACACAUUCAGAGUUAAGGC
This is a messenger RNA of Gavialis gangeticus (Gharial), 3649 nucleotides long. It is a transcript of the gene SGSM2, whose product is annotated as small G protein signaling modulator 2. Gene Ontology annotation, molecular function: GTPase activator activity. Bases 68 to 3253 code for a protein of 1061 amino acids. The transcript is spliced from 24 exons. The record is from RefSeq and is a predicted model, not a curated record. NCBI's taxonomy places the organism in Eukaryota, Metazoa, Chordata, Crocodylia, Gavialidae.